AUGGAUUUCUCAAGCUUAUUAUCGAAGGAAAUUGAUAAGAAGAGGAAGCUAGCCGAUGAAACCAAGAAGAAUAAAAAGGUGAAGGCCGAGGAUGAGGUGAAUAUUAUAGAGGCAGAUACGGUUCCUAGAGCUACUAAUAGUGAUACGCUGGAGAAGAACAAUAGACAGGUUUACACGCCCGAGGAAACGACGUUGAUUAACUCGAUCUCAGAUGAGCAGCUUGAUGCUAAACUAGAACAAUUGGGUGAGAGAUGCAAUACAGGCAGCACUAAGCUUGACAAAAUUCGAAAGGUAGAAGUACUUCUUCGUCUUCAGAAGAAAAACGAGGUGUACAGGAUACAGCUCGAGAAAGAGGAAGCGACGGACCGAACCAUAAAAUUGGAAGAUAUAGCCAGCAGCGAUGCCAGGGAAAAGUUGCACACGCAAGUGCGUAUGUACGUCAAGUACAUGGUGAAGGAAUGGGAGAACGAUGUACAGCUGAAGACGGAGGGGUUUUCAAGCAUACGUGAUGACGAGGAGCGAGAGGGCGAAGAAGAAUCGGUGGCUAGACAGUCGUCGAUGCUUUUGGACACUAAGAAGGAUUUGGUGAGACUUCUCUACAAGCUCCGCACCCAAAAGCUCACAGAUUCGAUGCUGACAUCUCUCUGUACCAUAAUGUACUAUUUGCAGGUGCGUGACUACCGGCGAGCCAACGAAAGCUACAUGAAGCUCAGUAUCGGUAAUGUGGCAUGGCCCAUCGGUGUCAAGGGUGUAGGGAUCCACGAAAGAAGUGCUGCCCUGAAAAUCACCGGUGAGAACAAGCAGAACUCGGCGAAUAUUAUGCUUGAUGAUAAGACAAGACGGUGGAUUACGGCCAUCAAGCGAUUGAUCUCUUUUGCCGAACGUAAGUGGCCUAUAUAG
Molecule: messenger RNA, 900 nt
Organism: Debaryomyces hansenii CBS767
Lineage: Eukaryota; Fungi; Ascomycota; Pichiomycetes; Serinales; Debaryomycetaceae
Product: mRNA splicing protein
Exons: 1
Coding region: 1-900 (299 amino acids)
Biological process (GO): generation of catalytic spliceosome for second transesterification step; RNA splicing
Cellular component (GO): U5 snRNP; U2-type post-spliceosomal complex; U4/U6 x U5 tri-snRNP complex
Source: RefSeq, a predicted model, not a curated record